AUGUCAGAAGAUAAUCACAGAUCAGAACUUAUAUAUACCGCUAAACUUGCUGAGCAAGCCGAACGCUAUGACGAGAUGGCAAAUGCAAUGAAAACACUAGUGGAGACUUGUGUAUCAGAUAAAGAAGAAUUAACAGUUGAAGAACGUAAUUUACUGAGUGUAGCAUAUAAGAAUAGUGUUGGUUCAAGGAGAGCUAGUUGGCGUAUAGUGAGUAGUGUUGAGCAGAAGGAGGCCAGUAAGAAUAACACUGGCCACAAGGCUCUUGCUCGUCAGUAUCGUGUCAAGAUCGAAGGAGAGUUGAAUGAAAUCUGUAACAAUAUUUUAUCACUUUUGAACAAUAAACUUAUCUCUUCCACAAAUGAGAGUGAGAGUUUGGUAUUUUAUUAUAAGAUGAAGGGUGAUUAUUAUCGUUAUGUGAGUGAAUUUUCUUGUGACGAGAGCAAGAGCAACGCGAGUAAUAAUGCCAAGGAAAGUUAUCAACGGGCUACUGAAAUCGCAGAAAAUGAAUUAAAACCUACACAUCCAAUUAGGUUAGGAUUGGCUUUGAAUUUUUCUGUAUUUUUUUAUGAGAUAUUGAACAAGCCUCACGAGGCGUGCGAGAUGGCGAAGCGUGCGUUCGACGAUGCAAUUACUGAGUUCGACUCUGUGUCAGAGGACUCGUACAAGGACUCCACACUAAUAAUGCAGUUACUCAGAGAUAAUCUCACACUCUGGGCCUCAGAUAUACAAUCCGACUCUGUAGAUGAUAAACAAACCAAACCAGAUGAUUAA
Theileria annulata is the source of this 771-nucleotide messenger RNA. RefSeq names its product 14-3-3 protein homologue, putative. Gene Ontology annotation, biological process: signal transduction. Bases 1 to 771 code for a protein of 256 amino acids. The transcript is spliced from 5 exons. Lineage: Eukaryota; Apicomplexa; Aconoidasida; Piroplasmida; Theileriidae. The record is from RefSeq and is a predicted model, not a curated record. Gene Ontology annotation, cellular component: cytoplasm.